Molecule: messenger RNA, 902 nt
Organism: Linum trigynum
Lineage: Eukaryota; Viridiplantae; Streptophyta; Magnoliopsida; Malpighiales; Linaceae
Source: the annotation of a GenBank genome assembly
CAAACACAGUUCCUUCCUCAUCAAACCCAUCUCCAUCUCUCCACACACACACACACACACAAAAAAACCCUAAACCCUAAAAUACAAGCUAGAAAGAGCACUCUCCUCCUCCCAUAAAAAUCGUUAGGAUUCCAUCAUAUCAUCGAUCAUGGCCGGACAGUACUUCAGAAACAGGAACAAAUACUACAACUCAUACUACUGGGAAUUUCUCUCCAACUUGUUGGCCAUGCCACUCCACUUCUUCUUCUUCAUCUCGAUACUCCUCUCCGUCGUCGUUUUCACGUGGUACGUCAACUACGAGUCAGCUUUUGAGGAAACGGUGAACCAGGUGAAGCUGUUCUUCAUGCUCUCCCCGCUCAUUCUGCUCCUCCUCCUUCACUUCCUGUCGCCGUCGACGACCUCCGACGCCAACAGCAGAAACAAGGGCUGGUUCGGCCGGUUCUUCGUCCCCUACAUGCCGGAGAGGGAUUCCCUCCACCGUGCCGGCGGGUCGCCGUGGGGGGUGGCGCUGUUGCUUGUCUUCCUUCUCUUGAUGAUCUCUCACCAGUCUUCUCUCCAUGAACGCUGGUUCCCUUUGGUCACCAGAUGCUCUUGAGUAAUGCAUGAUAGAUGGAGGCCGAAUCUCUGCUUUUUCUUUAGCGAGGAGACAUUGAGAGAGGAUACAUAUAUGUAUGGCAAGUAUACAUACGGAGCCCAACGCAAAUAAAGUGAAUGGCAAUGUUAUGCAUCUAUACGUAACACAAAAGUUGAACUGUAAAGCGUCAUGUGCAUCUAUCACGGAAGUCGUUUUGUUGGAUGUAAUUUGGAGUAUGGAAUUCGUACGUACUAGCAUGUAAUCAAAGAAUUUCAUCGUUCCUUUAGUCGAGUGCAAAUACAAUCACAAAUGAAAUCAAAGUUGUAUU